Messenger RNA from Penicillium soppii, 852 nucleotides. RefSeq lists its product as uncharacterized. Lineage: Eukaryota; Fungi; Ascomycota; Eurotiomycetes; Eurotiales; Aspergillaceae. The coding region runs from base 1 to 852 and encodes 283 amino acids. The record is from RefSeq and is a predicted model, not a curated record. The transcript is spliced from 4 exons.
AUGUUCAAUCAUUCUUACCUUGACGGAAUGCUCCGGUUAGUUGACCAGUUAUGGAUACUUUUCGGUUGUAGGGUCAUUGGUUUGGUUAUAGCGGUACAUUAUGGCUAUGGCAAACGCUCGAAAGAUAUCAGCCGUGAACAUCAAAUCACCGUCCUGAAGUGGUUCUUCUGCGCUCAGAUCGUCUACGAAAUCCUCAUCGCCGUCAACAACAUCUCCUUCCUAUGCCUAUAUCCUCGAAUGUUUCUGCAGCCGUUCUUCGGGGAUUGCUGCUACUUGGGCUUUGGAAUCUGCAACCCUAUUGCCUCCUUCUGGAACAAGUCCAUCAAAAAUCCGAGCUGCCUAGGCAAAGAGGGUCUCUCGAUAACAUAUUCUAUCAUGAACCUCAUAUUCGAUCUAGCAAUCAUAGCUUUGCCAAUCAAGCCUGUAAACCAGCUGCAGCUUCAGCGAGUGAAUAAGAUCGGCCACCUAGCCAUUUUCGGGAGGGGCGCAUUUGUGUGCGUCACAACCGUUGCGCGCUUGACCACCCUUGCCGAGUCCGCUCAUGAUUCGGAACUAAGUAGCGGUCCCAUCCCAGCUACCAUUUGGAGCGUAAUUGAGGCAAACAACGGCAUCAUAUGCACCUGUCUGCCGGUCUUUAGGCACCCUCUACAAUUCUACUUUCCGCGUCUUUCCGCUUCGCACAAGAGUCAAACUGCAAUUCCAUACAGUCGAUCUAUGUCGCUUCAUAAGCGACGCACCAGCAAAUUUGAACAUAAUCUCACCGAAUCAAAUAAUGCCACAUGGCAGGAUGAUGAUGUGGAGAUGAUGGGGCCAAGAGCCAUUAUCCUGAUACUCACAGGAUCGUUAAGGUGA